Messenger RNA from Onthophagus taurus, 1135 nucleotides. Its product is annotated as protein FMC1 homolog. The record is from RefSeq and is a predicted model, not a curated record. Lineage: Eukaryota; Metazoa; Arthropoda; Insecta; Coleoptera; Scarabaeidae. Gene Ontology annotation, cellular component: mitochondrion; cytoplasm; nucleus.
UGUCAAAUUAAAAUCAUGUCAAACGAACUUAACCUCAAAGACGAUUUUAAACUGGUUACGUAUAAAAAUAAAGGUCGAAAUCAAAAGAAAACGUUGGAAUUAAAAUCGAAAAUUGAUAAAGAUUUCGCCCCUGUCGAUCCUGACUUAAUAAAACGACGCAUUUUUGAAGCAAAGGAUGAUUUGUGCUCGUCGGAUUUGUACGAUUCGUUUCGGGCGUCAAUGCGGGAAGGUUUAGAUUGUUUGGGAAAUAAAACGGUUGAGGAAAUUGUUUGUUUCGGAUUGGGGAGAUUUAGCGAGUGCGUUAUUUCCCGAUAUCAAUUAGCACUGUUAUUGAGUUUCAAAGAAACGUAUUCUUGUAAAGUUUACGUUUAUGACCCGAUUUUUAGUAAAAAUGAAAUCGAUUUAUUACUUAAAUUAGAUUUUGAAGUUUUAAAUGAGAAUACUGAAGGGAAAUUUAAAGUAAAAGGGGAAGGUUUGAGUUUAUUUUAUUUACCGCAUUGUCCGAAAGAGUUGAGUAAUAAUUUGGUUUGGAGCAAUUGGGGUUUAAAUUUAAGCGCUUGUAUUAUAAUUAGUAAUAGUUUUAAUGGUAUUAUUGAGAGGAAUAAUGCUAAAGAUUUAGAGAAUAAAGCAGGGUUUAUUUGUAAGAUUUUACCAUACACUUUAGAAUUAGCUGUAAUUAAUUCUUUUAAAUAUUUUGAGGUUUUUAAUGACACAGCCAUUCAUAUCUUUCCCAUUAAUAAUUUAAAAUUAAUAUCAAACGAUUUUUGGGUUAUUUCUGAGAAGGAGCCUGAGUAUAACUCAAACGAUUUAGAAUUUAUUACAAAAAAUUUAUAUUAAAUUACUUUGUUAAAAUUAAAAAUGAAUUAACUGCUUUUAUAAAAAUUUGAUUAAAUUUGUCAUAUAUGGUUACGCCAUCUAGUAGUAGGAGAAAGAGUCAUAACUGUCAUAAGUCAAGUUAAAGUUAUGUUAGCAAUAAAGUUGAGGCGUAGUUAUAUAUAUGUUAUUUUUAAUAAACGAUUUUAAAGUAAAGUAACAAUAGUUACUACAUAUAUCUAUAAACUAAUAAAACGUACAUAUGUUUCAAAAGUAGUGAUUUAAAAAAAGAUGCGUAAUUGGUUGCAUAUACUAUACUUUA